GUCGGCCGCCCAUCCCGCUCAGCUCGUCUAUAUUUGCGGUUGAGCACUAUGAACGAAAGUUGGACCAUGUGCGCUGGAAAAACUCGCUUAUUCAACAAUGUUGCAAUACGAUUGAAAAGUAUUGAGGAAGCUAACGAGUAUGCGGAGUCGAUCGCUGAGCAGAUUUGCGUCACAAUCAAGCUGUGCAUUGAUAAAGAGAUCCCCGUGCAAAAUGUGGAGCGCAUGCCACUUCCAAAAUCAUCUACAGCAGCUAGGAAAGCCCUGACAUCUGUUACCGCGGCAUUGAAAAAUCGCAUGCUCAGACCGCCCCUUCGGACGAACCCGACCAAAUUCAACAGUUGGGAAAUGCAUCUUUUUUGGUCAAAACUUCGAAGCGGUUUGGUUCAGGCAAAAAUCUUGAAGCUGAAGGCAAAGCUGCGCUAG
This is a messenger RNA of Cylicostephanus goldi, 423 nucleotides long. Lineage: Eukaryota; Metazoa; Nematoda; Chromadorea; Rhabditida; Strongylidae. The record is from the annotation of a GenBank genome assembly.